AUGCUGAGUGACAAUAACACUGUGAAGCUGAAAAGUGAUCCUUCACCUCCUGUGCAAUGGUGUGAGGUGGCUGCAUGUGAAGAUGAGAAGACCAAGCUGGUUUUUAAAAGCCUUGUUGCACUGUCUGUGGUGGGAGGGUGCUUCCUGUACUUCCUCAAGUUACAUUUUGGCCCUGAAGAAUGUGACAGAACAAAGCUGCCCUACGUGGACCUCGAUCGUGUAAGGAGAGCGCAGCAGUUCACCAGUGCCAUGCUGCAGGAGCAGUGCCGGCCUGCUCACGUGAAGAGGGAGAUGAGAAGGCUGUUUGCAGAGAAAUACAGCGUGGACCUGGCUCCCUUUGUGAGGAAAGCUCUCAGUGAAGAUGAAGCUUUGUUUAAGUAUGGGCCUCCUUUUGGAUUUCACAAGUAUUCUGAUAAACUGACAAACCUCCUUGAGCUCUUACCUGAGCAUGGUUUGCCGGAAGAGUUGAAGGCCAAACACUGCAAGCGGUGUGUUGUUGUUGGCAGUGGUGGAAUUCUUCAUCAGACAGAGCUGGGUCACCUGCUGAAUCAGUUUGAUGUUGUUAUCAGGUUAAAUGAUGCCCCAGUUCAAGGCUACACAGCCCACGUUGGUAACAAGACCACCAUCCGGCUGACCUACCCCGAGGGAGCACCCCUGUCUGAACUCGAGUACCCCCCUGCCAGCUUGUUUGUGGCCGUGCUCUUCAAGAGUGCUGAUUUCAGCUGGCUGCAAGCAAUGGUGAAAAAUGAAACCCUGCCUCUGUGGGUGCGACUCUUCUUUUGGAAGGAGGUUGCUGAGAAGAUUCCUGUUCCCUCACAGCAGUUUCGGAUUCUGAACCCAGUCAUUAUCAGAGAGACAGCUUUGGACAUUUUACAGUUCCCUGAGCCUCGACCAAAGUUAUGGGGUUGGGAUAAGAAUGUGCCUACGAUCGGAGUCACGGCUGUUGUGCUGGCCACGCACCUCUGUGAUGAAGUGAGCUUGGCAGGCUUUGGCUAUGCCCUGGAGCAGCCCAGCACACCCCUGCACUACUACGACAGCCUCUGCAUGGCUGCCAUGAAGGGACAGACCAUGCACAACGUGACCAGAGAGACCAAGCUGCUACAGAGGCUCAUCCAGGAGAGGGUUGUCAGGGACCUGACGGGUGGCAUCCACUGCGAGUUCUGCGGCACUGCCAGCUAG
Molecule: messenger RNA, 1179 nt
Organism: Indicator indicator
Lineage: Eukaryota; Metazoa; Chordata; Aves; Piciformes; Indicatoridae
Gene: ST3GAL5
Product: ST3 beta-galactoside alpha-2,3-sialyltransferase 5
Exons: 6
Coding region: 1-1179 (392 amino acids)
Molecular function (GO): lactosylceramide alpha-2,3-sialyltransferase activity
Source: RefSeq, a predicted model, not a curated record